AUGAAAAGUCUUGAAGAAUAUAUUUUACAGGAUCUUCUCAAUCGCUCCGAGGAGAAUGAGGACACCAUAGAUAGUGUCAGAGAUUGUUUAACUGGAACCAAUGAUCAGUUGAAGCAUGCACUUUCGAAAUUUUUCGUUGGCCGCAACUCGCUUGUCAGUUCUCUUCCCUCGGUGACGUCUACGGAACAUGCAUCAGUGAUAGAUGAGUGCAUACAAUUCCUGAUCAAUAAUCGCAGCAACAAUGUCUUAACGUAUGGCUAUAAAGUGGGGAAGAACGGUGAUGUUUUGAGCACAUUUCACUGUGAAUCGACUAAUUUUGGCGUCUCCGUUCUGAAAUGCGGCGUGUGGAUAACGCUGCACAAGAUAUUAGGAACCCGUCAUUUCGUGGAUCUUGUCGUCAAUUCAAUAAUCUUUGAAUUCAAGGAUGGGACUUUCCAACAGAUUACAGGGCCUGCUCACGAGCAUCCAGUAAGAUCGGAACGAAAUGUUCACGCGACAGUUGGGAAUUCAUCGUUUUUAUACAGAACCAAAGGGCAGUUUAAAGUAGCUGAUAUUAUCCCACCGACAGUCAGUAUCUUCUGGCUCGACAUUUUUUACAGCACAGAGCUUUCAGGGUAUACAAGAAAACACCUGGAACCUCGAUGUGCAUAUCUUCGAACAAUUCUACGUCAAGUCAUUCGUAAUCAUAAGAGACUGAAGUACAGGCUUAUAUUUCAGACACUGUGUACACGCAGAAGCCUGGAAAAUUUCGAUACAAAUCAGGAGCUUCAAACUAGUGUCAAAUCAGUCAUCAAAUUUUUGACUGUCAUACUGGGUAAGUUGUUUCCCUUAGAUUUUUUCGGCUCGAAGCAUAAUAAAUCAGUGCUUUUAUCCAAGAUUUCGGCCUUGGUGAAACUCAACUUGCAUUCUCGCAUUUCGGUCGACUUGCUCGUCGAAGGCAUAAAAAUCAAGGACUUGCGAUGGCUGGGAAAGCGAUCAAAGAUCGAUAGCAAGGAAACAACGAAACGCAGAGACAUACUCAAAGUAGUCUUUCAAUGGCUGUUCGGAAAGUUUCUGCCAUCAUUGAUAAGUUCUUUUUUCUACUGUACUGAAAUAUCGUCUACUCAGGACAUACUGUUCUUCAAUUUUGAUGUCUGGUCUCAGAUGACGCAGCCGUUUUUGACUUCGUACUUUGAAAGCUUUCUUUGUAUCAAUAAGAUAUGCUCAGAUCAUGGGAACAACAACAAAUUUACUCAUGGAUAUCUAAGGCUGGCCCCGAAGACUAAGAAAAAUGAUUUUCGUGUUAUAUUUGUGCCCUUGAAACUGAAGUCCUCGGAUCAGCUCAACACGCAGCCGGAUCGCACACACAACACUGUUAAACCAGUAGGAAAUCUCCUAAAUUACAUGUUAAGUAAAACAGAGGACAAGAAAAAGAGCGCUUUCUCAAACAGGCUGCACUCACCAUUGGGAAUCAAACCCGCUGUCUCUCAAUUCAAGCGGUACUUAGCAGCAAGGUAUCAAGAGUUUCCGCAGCUCUUCUUCAUAAAGUUCGAUAUCCAAUCAUGCUAUGACUCGAUUCCAAGAUCGAUGGCCAAAAAUGUCAUUAAGACAACGGUCGAGGCCUUUCCCGAAUUUUACAUUCGUUCUUAUUCCUUUUACGACUCGAAAAGGGAUGUUUUUAAGCAGCGGUACAGUGUCAAUGGUGAACUAGCUUCAGAGAGCCGAACUGUAUCUAUCGACAACGUUCGCACAACCUACUUGAGCAGAGAUGAUGUCUUGAGUGUCCUUGAUGACCAGAUGCACAAUUGUUCCAUUAUUCACAGCGGGUCUUGUUAUCUUAGAAAGGCGGGUAUCUUUCAAGGAGCUAGUCUCUCUGCAAAUAUCGUGGAUUUCUUAUACAAUGACAUGAUCGACAAAGAGGAGGCAUUUUCUGAUGAUAGCGAAGAGAAACUCUUGCUUAGACUGGCGGAUGAUUUUCUUGCAAUAUCAACAAGUCAAGACUAUGUUGCUAAGCUAGAGAGGCAGGUUCGGCAAGGGUUCAAACGCUACAACGCAUUCGCAAAUCCACAUAAAAUUGUGUCAAACCUCGAAAAUUCCACGACGAAAUUGCGCUUUUGCGCUAUUGACGUCGAUUUGGGCAUAUCUUAA
Lachancea sp. 'fantastica' is the source of this 2127-nucleotide messenger RNA. NCBI's taxonomy places the organism in Eukaryota, Fungi, Ascomycota, Saccharomycetes, Saccharomycetales, Saccharomycetaceae. The record is from the annotation of a GenBank genome assembly.